AGAGAGAGAGAGGGAGGCGGAGUUAAAGCGUGUAAAGAAAAAUGGUGAGAAGCACGGCUCUGCAUACAUCAGACAGUGAGUCCGGGGAAAGUUGAGUAUAUACUGUAGACUCAGAAAAAGCAAAAUACGUAGAAGUUGGGAAUCCAUUCAGUCGGUGGCCAGCAAGAACUUGGGUUUCUGUCCAAGAGUCUCCAAGGUUUUCCAUCCAGACUGCCAAGCAGCAUGGCUGACAGAGUGAAUGAGGACUGGGAGAAUAAUCCUGGGAAAGACGAGCUGGACUGGGGCUAUGAGGAAGAGUGGGGACUCCAUUUCCCAGCAGCCAACGGUGAGUACCAGUCACCCAUCAACCUGAACUCCAGGGAGGCUCAGUAUGACCCGGCGCUCCUGGACGUACGCCUGUCACCAAACUAUGUGGUGUGUCGUGACUGUGAGGUCAUCAAUGAUGGACACACUGUGCGCAUUGUUCUCAGGUCUAAGUCGGUGGUUACUGGGGGUCCACUGCCCAGCGAUCAUGAGUAUGAACUUCACGAGGUUCGCUUUCAUUGGGGCAAGGAGAACCAGAGAGGAUCAGAGCACACGGUCAACUUUAAGGCCUUUCCUAUGGAGCUCCAUCUCAUCCACUGGAACAGCACACUCUUCAACUCGCUGGAGGACGCGCUGGGGAAGAACAAUGGCGUCCUCAUCAUUGCUCUUUUUGUGCAGGUCGGAAAGGAGCAUCUGGGUCUGAAAGCCAUCACUGAGGUUCUGCAGGACCUGCAGUACAAGGGCAAAAGCAAGAUCAUCCCCUGCUUCAAUCCCAACACUCUCCUGCCUGACCCUUUAUUGCGAGACUACUGGGUGUAUAGAGGAUCUCUGACAACGCCGCCUUGCAGUGAGAACGUCACCUGGAUCCUCUAUCGCUACCCUCUGACCAUCUCGCAAUUACAGAUUGAGGAGUUCCGCAGGUUGCGGUCACAUGCCAAAGGCGCCGAGCUGCCGGACGGCAACGACGGAAUGCUGGGGGACAAUUUCCGCCCCACCCAGCCACUCAGUGACCGGACGGUCCGUGCGGCCUUUCAGUGACUUUCUCCUGGUAAAUCAGAAAAGACCUACAGAAACAAGAGUGGAAGGUAACACAAGAAAGACUGCACUUGCUACCCCCCCAUCAUCCACACCAAUCUUUCCAUCAAUGUUAGGAUCCUGUCCCUGAGGAAUUCACUCCUCCGGAACCACACCAUAAUGGAUCAAGUCCCGCAAGGUCUAGCCCAGUUCACUUACUAAUCUGGCACCAGGCUUUUUGUGCUGCGUAGAGUAUGGAGACAUGUCACAUGUAGAGCAGGAGCACUGCUUUGACAUCUGCUAAAGUGGCGUACAUUGCUGACCUUCAUACGUAGCUCUUUGCCCUUCAGGGAAACGUGCACCUUUUUUAUGAUGCCCAUCAUCCACAAUCCUUAUGUGAGACGUGAACACACACGUCCUUCUCUUUUCUGUGCCUUCUAAAGAUAUAAAAACAGGUAAAAAACUCUUCCUGGGUGCAUUGAUUUCACAUAGCAACAUAGAAAGGAAUGCUACACCUAGCAUCAAACACAAAAACACAACUCCAAUAUGUACCGUUACCUUUGGCUAGUGGCCUGAGGCAUUGUGAGCGAGUGAGUGGUGAAGCUAGUCGCUAGCCAGCUUGUAGCUAGCCGGCGUGGUGUGGCGAGGUGUCACUAUGCCAGUAACGUACAGUCAAACUUGUCUAUAAAAGCGGCAAAAGUGGCCGCUAUAGACAGGUGGCCUCUAUAGACAGGUUGGCGUCCAGUUUGAAUGUUGACCAGUAGAAGGGAAAAAAAGAAAAAAAAAAAAGGGAAAAUAAUAAUAAUAAUAAUGUUGACCAGUAGAGGGCACUGUGUGACUGUGGAUAAAAGUUGUACAGCACUACUAGGCUUGUUAUUAUCCACGACCCACAGAACAAAGCUGUGCUAGUAAUGUCUUACGCUUGUUUUUAAUAUUUUACUUUUUAUACGGCAGAGCGUCAUUACAGCUUUAGUUCAUCAGGAAGUGACGGGAAGUGACGGUGGGCGUCCCGAGCAGGAGAGCUAGGCUCAGUGCUAGCUGUGAGUUUGGAGAGAGUUGGGAACUGUGUUUAUGUUGGCGUGGAUGUAAAGUCCUGCAGUGUUCUCCGCUGUUAAUAAAGCCAUUAAAGUGCAUCGGCGACGUGAGUCUCUCCUUCCCCACAACAAGCGGCAUUACAGUAUUGACCAGUGCACACCAGGAAAUAAACGGUGUCAUUUCUUACAGGCAUUGGCUGGACAGCUAUGUAGUGGGGCUUGUUUAACCUUUGCCUUGUGGGCAAGCAGGAAGGAGAGACGAUGCUGAGAGAUGUGUGUGUGUUCUGAGCUGCUGUCUGGUGGCCGCGUUCAAUAAAUAAAGUUGGCAGAAGCAACAGGAGAAGUUUCCUUCUUUGCUUCGGAGCUGAAUAACACUGACAAGUUAACAGACUAGUAGCGAACGGAAAAGAAGACGGCUUUGUUUGUGUCGAAUACAGAAGAUGAGGACUUUGAUGGAUUUGUGGAUGAGGAUUGAUGAAAAAUAACGUGAGUACAUUUUAAAAUACUUCAAUUAAGUACAACCCAACUCAGUUUUGCUCCCGCUGCCGCAUGCAUGCUAGCGUAUGUUUUUUUUUUUUUAUUGUAGCGUCGCUGGGAGCACGUCCUGUUCCCAGCCUACUUUGCCGUAAUGUUUUGGUGCAAAUGCUCUUAAAGUUACCUGUUUGACCAGGAAAUAGCAAGCUCAAAAGAAGACGGCUUUUUUAUGUGGAACAACUGACAGUUUGUGUGGAUCUUGUGAAUGAUUGUGACUGAGCUAGGACUCAGUAAUUAAAGUCAACACACGACAGCUUCAUUGAUUGAAAAACAAAACUUUUUCGUGGAUGAAGCUUCUACUUGAGUUGGUAAUUUGGCCGCUAUAUGCGGUCAGAUAUUGACCAAGGGAGACAAAAUGGGUGGCCGCUGGUCGCGUUGGACAGGUGACUGCUAUACACAGGGUCUAUAACAUGUACAUUUGCUGCGGGGGAUUUUUCAGUGGCUGCUGUAGGCAGGUGGCCGUUCUAUAAAGGUGGCUGCUAAGACAGGUUUGACUGUAGUUCUCGGGCAUAACAAUGCUAAUAACAAUAAUAAUAAUAACAAUGUGUUUCAUGUGCAGCUCACAUGAUUGAAAUGGAGGCUUUUUCAGAAGGCUUUAUAGGCGGAAUAGGUGCGUCCUAUUACGUGCAUUCUUAGCUGCCUCUUUUUAGCUGUUUUUAUAUGUUUAGAAGGUACAGAAAAGAGCAAGAUGUGCGUGUUAUGUCUUACAUAAGGGUUGUGGAUGAUGGGCUAAAUUCCCCCCAAAAAGUGCACUUUUCCAUGAAGGCAUUUUUCAUGUGUUGACAGAAAUCAUGCUAAAAUGUAUAUGUUGUUAAAAUGAUUACAAGUUGUUUAGAUGAAUACUUCAUGGUUUAUUGAAGUUUUUAUUAAAAAAUAUUAUUGCUAAAAUGUACUAUUGCUAAAAAUGGGUUCCGCUAGUAGGAAAGAUACUUCCAAGAGACAUGAUGAGCCUGUAGCUCUUUUUAGAGACCCCUUUCUUUUGGAUCGGCUCUCGAAAAAGAGUCGACUCUUUUGGCUGCUGAAAUGUUUUGUUGCUUCAGUUGAUUCCUCAUCUUAAUACGUGUAAAAUGAAUUUCUUGCGUAAAACUGGAAUUCUAUGAAAUGUUGAUUAUUUAUGUGCUUUUAGAUUUAAAUGCAGAAGCUCAACAGGGAACGCAACGCAACCAAAACACACAAAAACAAAGACAAAAACACACAUCUCCAUCCAUCCAUCUUCUUCCAAUUGUCCGAGGUGGGGGUCACGCGGGCAGAACCCUAAGCAGGGAAGCCCGGACUUUCCUCUCCCCUCUCGUCCAGCUCCUCCUGGAUCUGGAGACGUUCCCCGACACGUUGAGAGACAUACAUGUCUCUCAACAUGUCCUGGGUCUUCCCUCCCGGACAUGCCCUGAACACCUCCCCAGGGAGGCAUCCUGAACAGAUGCCCACGCCACGUCAUCUGGGUGACGGUGCUUGUAACCUUAUCUCUAAAGGGAGAGCUCAGAGAAAACUCAUUUUGUACCCACCAUCUUGUCCUUUGGGUCACGACCCAAAGCUCAUGACCAUAGGUGAGGGUAGGAACGUAGAUGGGGGGGUAAAUUGAGAGCGUUGCCUUUCAGCUCAGCUCCCUCUUCACCACAACGGGCUGAUGCAGAGUCCGCAUCACUGCAGACACCGCUCCAGUCCACCUCCUGUCCAUCUUGUGUUCCAUCCUUCCCUCGCUCGUGAGCAACACCUCGAGGUACUUCAGCUCCUCCACUUGGGGUCCUUGGGGUCCUCCUACUUGGGGACACUCAGACUUGGAGGUGCUGAUUCUCACACUCAGCUGAGAACCGAUCCGGUGAGACUUGAAGGUCACGGCUCCAUGAAGCCAGCAGGACCACAACAUCUGCAAAAAGCAGACACCCGAUCCUGCAGCCACCAAACUUGAUCAAAAUAAAGAACAGAAUCGGUGACAAAAGGCAGCCCUGGCGGAGUCCAACCCUCACUGGAAACGGGUCCAACUUACUGGAAGCAAUGCCAACCAAAGUCUGACACCGGUCAUGCAGGGGACCAAUGGCCUGAAUUAGGUGGUCUGGUACUCCUGGAGUACUCGCUACAGAAUUCCUCGAGGUACACAAUGGCAUGCCUUCAAUGCCCACAAAGCGCAUGUGGACUGGUUGGGCAAACUCCCAUGCACCCUCACGGACCCUGCUGAGAGCCCAGGGGUCCUCUCCAGAACCCCUGAACAGACCUCACCAGAUAGACUGAGGUGAUCUCAUGAUAGAUGGAGUGCACUCUCUGGUCCCACCACCCCGGCCUGCCAAAACAGAGGCACCGCCCCCAUGUCCACGCGAUGCUGCAGAGUCAUGUCAACCAAGACACCCCCCACCCAGGAGCUUUUUGACAACCUUGCAGCCUCAGCCCCCGAGAUAGGAGAGCCCACCCUGGGGUCCCGAGGCAGCACUUCCUCAUCGGAAGAGUCAUCUCAAUUAGACGAAAGGUUCCAAUCUGAUAGUCAAUCAAAAACAUAGAAGACAAAGUAGCAUCCAGCUAAUAAGACUUUUUGCUCGCCUUUCGUGAAGAUUGGCGUGUCUCAGCUUUUGUUUCCUGCUGUUGUUUUCCUCACCUUUUUUAGCCUGCUUGUGUGUGUACCCCCCCCCCCCCCUUUUGACCAAGAACAGGAAAAAAGGACAAGAAAAACCACGUAUUGUUCAAAGAGCCCGUUGGUCACCACUUGCGACGUCGUUCCACGCUGAGCGCCCUCAUUUUCAUUCCAGUCUGCUUGGUUUACAUACGUUUGUAUAUCCGUGCUAACUUUAUUGACAUGUGAUUUCAUGAGUCUUUCAUGAUCUUGGCAUGAAGACAAUUAAACGCUAA
Molecule: messenger RNA, 5441 nt
Organism: Dunckerocampus dactyliophorus (ringed pipefish)
Lineage: Eukaryota; Metazoa; Chordata; Actinopteri; Syngnathiformes; Syngnathidae
Gene: ca8
Product: carbonic anhydrase VIII
Exons: 8
Coding region: 223-1062 (279 amino acids)
Molecular function (GO): carbonate dehydratase activity; zinc ion binding
Source: RefSeq, a predicted model, not a curated record